GAUGGCUACUAUAAUAACCAAUUUAUAAAGAUUUCAACCAUAGGUUCGGGUGGUUUUGGGACUGUAUUUAAAGUAAAGCAUAGAUUCAAUGAUAAAAUAUAUGCCGUUAAAAGAGUACCAAUUGAUGGAUUUAGUGAAGAAAGUAAACUAAAAGUAUUAAAAGAAGUCAAUAAUUUAGCAAAACUGGUGUCAAAAUAUGUGGUAAAGUAUUAUCACUCGUGGUUUGAGUCCAAUCAUCUCUAUAUUCAGAUGGAAUUCUGUCCGCAAAGUCUUAAAACUCUCCUCAAAGACAAAGUCAUUGUCUUCGGGAGACAACCGAAAGAUCAGAUGAAAGUAUUUGAAUAUUUUAUUUCAUGUCAAAUAUUCAAAGAGCUCUUAGAGUGCGUCCAAUAUCUACACGAAUGCAAUCCACGGAUAAUUCAUAGGGAUCUCAAACCCGAUAACAUAUUGAUUGAACACAACGUUAGGUGCAAUCGCUUUGUAAAAUUGUGUGACUUUGGUUUGGCCACCGAUCACGACAUGAAUAGACACACUGCCAGCCGAUACGACCACACAGUUUGCGGUACUCAUGGAUAUAUUGCACCCGAAGUACAUUCCCGUAAAUAUAACCAUUUAUCAGACAUUUAUAGUCUUCAUGUAAUCGGCGGUGAAUUAUUUGGCAUUGAUUUACAGGCUUCAAAAUCAUUUAAAGCCACGGAUCCACUGCUCAAGACAUCCAUACAAUGCAUGUAUGAAACACUUCAGCAAAUGAUGGCAAUUGUUUGGAGACAAAGGCCUGAGUGUAGGAAAGUGUUGGCCAAAUAUAACGAGUGGUCUAUCCAUAAGAAUGUUGUCACAAAUCAUAAAGAAUUUAAUAAUUUAUAUAAC
Messenger RNA from Medioppia subpectinata, 867 nucleotides. The record is from the annotation of a GenBank genome assembly. NCBI's taxonomy places the organism in Eukaryota, Metazoa, Arthropoda, Arachnida, Sarcoptiformes, Oppiidae.